UGUCUGCUAUGCUGCUUUGCUAAUGUUGAUGAGAAAAUUGAAAAUAUAAGAUUUGUGCUUGUUGAUUAUUCGGGGUAGUUACAUCAUUUUUAAGCUAAAUAAAAUACAAUUUACAUGUUUUAAUUCUAGAUUAAUCAGCUUUACCGGAGAAGAUGGCACAAUCUCCUCAACCGUUUUUGGGAUCUUGGGAGAUCACCAUGUGCAUAAUACAGCCAGGAAGUGGGCCAAGUCAUCAAGAGCCAACAGGCAUUGAGGGUACAAUUAUGCUGCUGGAAGAGAACGGAGACGUAACCUGGAGUCCAGCCUCUGGUGCCGAGGGUCUUCCGUUGUUCACAUGUGAAACUUACGACGUCUUAGGCUCGUCCAUGUCCGGAGUGGCCAUACGUUUCGGGGCCUACCAAGGGCACAUCAUAGAGUUUAGAGUGGAUCAGCCAGAGGCACAUGACCAAAUGCUGAUGAUAUGUGAUGGCUGGUGUGUGCUGCAUUGCCGUCGUUCAUCAGCUACUGAGCCUAGCCAGACAUCAGAUGCAACUUUCAGCUUAUUGCCUGCUUUGGAGGACGGUUACUUCUCCGAUCUUACCAUCGCAUCGAGCAAUGAAAAAAAGUUUGCUGUCCACACCUGUAUACUGCAGCUGAGUGCACCAGAACUUGACUGGACUUCUGACCCUCCUCCACUAUCAGGCCUCAGAGAGGAUGUUCUGGGUACGAUCCUGCACUAUCUGUACACGGAGUGUCUUCCAGCUAACCUGUCCGAGGGUACAGCUCACCAGUGCAUCACUGCUGCAGCCUCCUACCCCUGCUUGGCCUCUCUAGUCACCUUGUGUCAACACUACCUGAGGAAUAUCACCCUCAAACAACAGAUCAUGUCUUUAGUCAAUGACAUGCACACAUGUGCCAGCCAUAUUAUUCAGCAUCUCAACGCUAAGUCCUCCGGAGAUAGUCUCAAUACCAACCCUGCCAAGCUAUGUUUUGUUGUUCGACAAAGUCUGAGAGAAGCUGCUGUAGCUUGUGUGAAACUGCUGGUCCUGUGUGAUCUGUUCUCCAAACGGAAAGGAGAAUUGACACGAGACCAACGACACGAAAUAAUCAGAUAUGCAAAGUCUAGGCUCCCCAUUUUCAUGAAUCAACUCCACAGGUUUUUGGUAGGCCUGAAAAUAACCCUCAGUAGUAUGUCGUCUUCUCAGAGGCAAGAAAUUGCUACAUAUCUUGUGCCAGAAAUUGAGACUAUUCUCGAUACACUGUCUUCCUUGGGACUGAAAUUCAAGCAGGCCUUAGAAAGUAUAAUUUCCGCCUUCAACGAAAGCUCAGCAACCCAUAAACAUUGUUCAGAGCAUAGCAGCCUUCUGUCUAGGACUCUUCAUGAGGUUCUUCAUAAAAGGGAUUUAAAUAAACUGAAGAACCUUCUGCAGAGGCAUAGCCAUAGUCUUUUCUUGCUUUUACAAAGAAAGGAAGGCUUCAAUGAGUUGACCAGUGGUAACAAGGUUAGAAGUGUGUCACGCAGCCUAGAACAACUUGUUGAAGAGUUGCCUGUAUUUCUGCUGCGGCUGGAAGAAGUGACAGCAGCUUUAGACGACAAACUGGAGUGGAGGGAGUUCAAGUUCUGCUUCAAAGUUGGCUCCUCUAAAGUUUCCGGGCUCCUGCAGCGGCUGUUGAGCCAUAGUGCUGUUGUGCAGCCCGUGUUGACUCAACUCUGUUCUCUGGUGGCAAGAGAUGCAUUCACACAAGCCCUGGCAUCUCUAGGCCUGGUGGAUCCUGUCAAGUGUUCAGACAACAACCACUCGACACCCAACAAGACACAUCAACACUCCACACCCAAACAUCAUGGCUACAAGCUGAACCUGGUGGAAUGCCUGUGUGUGCCUCCCAUAUCCCGCAACAGUCGGCUGUCAGCAGCCGCCAUACAACUGCUGAGGUCUGGAGCUAACACUGACAUGGUCUUUGAGGUCGUCCCAUCGCCAGAAGGGGAGAGUGUGAUCAACCAAGUGGGGGUGGAGGUAGCCAGUGAGGAGGCUUGUACCAUCAGUGCUCAUCGCGUCAUCGUCGCUGCAAGAUGUGAUUGGUUCAGAAGAGCUUUACUCUCCGGCAUGAGAGAGGCAAUUGAUAGGAAGAUAAUAGUGUUUGACACAUCACCAUCAUUAUUCUCUGUAUUGUUGGAUUACCUGUAUUGUGGUCAGCUUGAUACAUCCAGCUUCACUGUUGAUCAAUUGGCAGACUUGAUGUUGUUGGCUGACCGCUACGAGGUGGAUUCUCUCAAGACGGCCUGUGAACACGGCCUCAGCUCUCACAUAGACCAUGACUCUGUGUUGUACUUCCUCAGUAUGGGAGAUCAGUUCAACGCCAAACAUCUCAGAAGUUCAUGUUUAAAUUUCAUUUCAAAAAAUCCUGACAUAAUGGACUCCGAGCUGUUUGAAGAACUCCCUCAAAACUUGCAAGCAGAGAUAUAUGACCUAGUUAUCUGGGCCUAUGCUCCAAGUAGCAAGAUGGGAGUGACGGACAAGCUAGGAGCUGUGACGGACUUGACUGCAGGACUGUCUCUGUCAGACUCUGACACUGGCGAGGGGGCGACAGUGGCAGACUCAUCACGACUAGAGGCUUGCUUGCGACAGCUGCAUGACAUCAUUGGUGAUGAGGGGGUCUCGAGACAACAGCUGGUUCAGGUUGCACUGGCUGCAGAUUUCGACCUCAACCGGGCGCUCAACUUCUACUACUCCUCUUGAGAUAUGGGUUGCUCUUCAAGUUUUCCAAGGAUGUUAAUUUUGGUUUCAUAGUCUGGCAACAUUUUGCUCAUCAGUACUUCUACAGUUAAUUAAUCUGAUAGGGUAAGAAAUAAAUGUGUUAAUCUUCUCAAAAGCUCGCCAUUAUUAGUCAUGAUCAUGAAAUGAUUGUUAUUAACUUGUCACAACGAUAAAAUUAAAAAAUUUAAAAAAUGUGUUUACUUAAACUUCCAAAUUUGUUUAUGCUAUAACUGUAACAUGAUGUUUAUGUUUAAAAUCUUAUAUAGUUCUGUAAAAACGUUUAUUACCGGUACCAUAUUAAAAUUUAAAAAAAUUAUUUUUUAUUCCUAUUGUUUUAUACACCAUUCAUGAUCAAACUAAUAGUGGUGUUCUGUUGUUUUUAAUCACAGUUUAAAAUAUUACAUAUAAAUUAACUUGCCCUACUAUUUAUCAAAUCUAUUUCACCAGCUUAAACAAUAGUAUCACUUAGGAUGUCACAAUUCGAUGAGAAAAUUAUUCCUGUAAGUAUUGUAUGAUUACAACAAUCCACUUGUCAAGUGGAAUUUCAAUCAGUAUUAUUUGCAUAUUUUAGUAUUGUUGUGCGUAUUCAAUAAACUAUUAGGUAUUUAAGUUAUUUAGUGCAAUUUAGCCUACUAUUCCAAAGUGUGUUUUAUUUUAUCAGAAGUAAAGAAACAAGGCAUUUAUUCUUUUUCUAAUGAGUUUAAUAUUUUUAAUUUUUUCUCUUUAUAUGACUUCUUGACAUUUUAAUAUAUUUUUUUAGAACUAAAAUAUUAUUGACAUUUGACAGCUCAAUAAACUGAGAUCCAACUAGUUGUCAUCGCUCCACUGUCAAUUUUUUUAACAAUUUGUAGAUGUUCUAAAAUCAAUCUCACACUAUUCCAAGAUGCAGCAGAUAUCUUUGCUGGGUUUUUGUGUGUCUUUUAGUAAUUAAAAAUAGCCAUGUCUUUACAUAAGUAUUUCCUGAUUUUUGCAACAAAAUUUUAAAUAACUAAACAAAAAUUAUUGAACCGUUAUUGUAUUAUAUUUUUUUAUUAUUUAUUUCAAUCAGUUUUUUUUUAGGCUUGAUCGAACUAACUCACUAUGAAACAAAGCAUGUGUUUUUCCUAUGUAAUAAAAUGUGAUAGUUGUUUUGCCUUUCUAAGGUUGUUCUUAAGCAUUUGAGUGUUUUUAUAAAAUGUUGUACACAGCUUUAAAUAUGAUCUAGGGUUAUUAUUUUAUUUUUUGCACUUAAAUCCUGUUACUUAUGAUAUUAUAAAAUCAAAAACGUACUUUUAAUGACUGUCAUUUUAAUAUUCUAAUUUUUUUAUAGUAAGUUGUAGUUGUAUAAAUAAUGUUUAAGUUCUUUUGUUAAGUAUUGUCAUAACAUUAAGGUUAUGAUUAUACUGUAUCAGGGUUACAUUAAUUUUUUCCUUAUUCUGAAAUAUGUUUUUAGAUAACUUAAGUGUGUCUGGCCUAUUUGAUAAUUUAAUAUUUGAUAUUUAAUAUUUGAUUUGGUAAUAAUUUGAUGAAAAAGUGUUUUGUUUACAACAUCACCUAAUGUACUUGUGGAAAAAAUCAAAUUAGGCCUACACUUGUCUGGGUUUAUUCAAAACAACCUAAACUUUUUCCACUAUUUUUAGUUAAUGUUUUAUUGCUAUUGUUUAUAAAUUGAUGAGAUGUCCUUGAAACUAUUAUAAUGAAUCUAGUUAUUAUAUGUUUUUAUGGAGCUAAACUGCAAUCAUUUACAAAGCAACAGCUUUUAUUUGAUAGGUUUUGAACUAUCUUAUUAUGUAUUGUUACUGAAUGAUUUAAAAUAGUCAGCACUAAAAUAACACGUUAUUUGAGCAUUUUGUACAAUUUAACACCCAAGUAAAAUGUGUGUGUGUGUUUCUUUGAAUAAAAAAAUGAUUAGGCCUACAUGUAUUUAACGCUUUUUAAUUUCAGACAAUACUAGGGAAUUUCCCUAUAGGAAUAAGCUAUUACCAUUAUAGGAGUCAAAGCUAUUACCGUUGGUCUCAUGUUUACACCUAGACCCGGGAGCGAUUUACUUUUUUGUUUUGAGGUCCCCAGAGGCCAAAAACUCCAUCCGUUCAAAUUCAUAUAAAGUUUAUAUAUAUUUAUUUAUUUAUUUGAUUAGUUUAUUAUUCAUUUGUUAUUAAUUUAUUAUAUACUGUAUAUAUAUAUUAUAUGUCCGUUCGCGCGAUAACUCUAGCAAAAAUGAUCCGAUUUUAAUGAAAUUUGGUAUAAAUGUGUAAACUUACACUUAUUUGAACAAGUUCGCGAAGCAGCAUGAUCAGACUAUGGCAACAGGGGUUUUAUGGGAUGAAAAUUGGUUUUUCCCUUUUUUUACCCUAAAAACAUAAUAUUUCACAAUUUAUUUCCAGACCAUUUUGUAGAGCUUAAAAAAUAAAUAAUUUAGAAUAUCGAAGC
Molecule: messenger RNA, 5144 nt
Organism: Macrosteles quadrilineatus (aster leafhopper)
Lineage: Eukaryota; Metazoa; Arthropoda; Insecta; Hemiptera; Cicadellidae
Exons: 20
Coding region: 153-2717 (854 amino acids)
Biological process (GO): proteasome-mediated ubiquitin-dependent protein catabolic process; regulation of proteolysis
Cellular component (GO): cytoplasm
Molecular function (GO): ubiquitin protein ligase binding
Source: RefSeq, a predicted model, not a curated record